Messenger RNA from Thlaspi arvense, 2021 nucleotides. NCBI's taxonomy places the organism in Eukaryota, Viridiplantae, Streptophyta, Magnoliopsida, Brassicales, Brassicaceae. The record is from the annotation of a GenBank genome assembly.
CUCGGGUAAAAUCAAUGUAAUAAGUAAUCCAAUAAAAGUUAAACAUACAAAAAGGUUAAAAAAUUAAUAAACUAACGGUCGGGUUUAGCCUUUGCUAAUCAUCUUCCUUGAUAAGUUUGACACUCUUCUUCACUGAACCAAUUCCGCAGAAAAAGAAAGAAAGAAAAAAUGAGGGAGAGAGGUGGCAAAGAUGAAGUGGAGGUGAGAGACGGAAAGCAAAGAUAGUCACGAGAAUCAAUGGUCAGUCUUAAAAAAGAAGAAGAAAAAGUAAAUGGUGGCGUUCGAAAUUGAAUCCCCAAAAACCUUAACUUUUAGGUGAAAGAGCUAUGAACGGCGACGGAGUUUGGCUCGACGGCGCCGGAGAACGCUCUCAGGCUGCGAACGACGGCGGCGUUAACGAUGAGUCUGCGACGUGGGUCAGAAACCCAGAAGAAAACUGGUUCAAUAACCCACAAACACCAAAUCCACACGAUUCUCAAAUCCUCCACAGCAACCAGAAUGACUUCAGAUUCAAUGGUGGGUUUCCCUUGAAUCCUUCGGAGAAUCUGCUUCUCUUUCUUCAGCAGUCGAUCGAUUCGUCUUCCCCGUUUCACCCUUUCACACUCGACGCUGCUUCACAUCAUCAUCAUCAACAACAGUCUAUCUUAGCUACAAAAGCUUGCAUAGCUUCUCUCCUCAGCGUCCCCACGAGCAACAACAACAACCUUUUUGAUGAAUUCGGCUUCGACUCUGGUUUCCUGGGACAAAUCCACCAGACUCCAAACUCGAUGAAUUUCGCUGGAUCGAGCCAAGGAAUGAGUUCACCGCCGGAUUUUCUCUCCUCCCGGCCAAAUCCGCCGCUGGAAAACAACUCCGGAGGAGGCAAUGGAUUUAGUCCUCUGGAAUUCGAGGGAAUCGCGAGUGGAGUUUUCGAGAACAGAGCAAAGGUUCUGAAACCAUUAGAGGUGUUGGCUUCAUCUGGCUCGCAGCCGACACUGUUCCAGAAACGAGCUGCAAUGCGUCAGAGUUCGAGCAGCAAAAUGUGCAACUCAGAGUCUUCUUCUGAGAUGAGGAGAUCGAGCUACGAGAGAGAGAUUGACGAGACUAGUACUGGAAUCAUCGACAUCUCUGGGUUGAAUUACGAAUCUGAUGAGCACAACAAAGGCAAGAAGAAAGGAAUGCCUGCUAAGAACCUGAUGGCUGAGAGAAGAAGAAGGAAGAAGCUUAAUGAUAGGCUUUACAUGCUUAGAUCAGUUGUUCCCAAAAUCAGCAAAAUGGAUAGAGCAUCGAUACUUGGUGAUGCCAUUGACUAUCUUAAAGAGCUCUUACAGAGAAUCAAUGAUCUUCAUACCGAACUCGAAUCUACUCCACCGACUUCUUCGGGCUUGAACCCGUUAACACCGACCCCACAGACGCUAUCUUACCGUGUUAAGGAAGAGUUGUGUCCAUCUUCCUCAUUGCCAAGUCCCAAAGGCCAGCAAGCAAGAGUUGAGGUUAGAUCAAGGGAAGGAAAAGCAGUGAACAUUCACAUGUUCUGUGGACGUAGACCAGGUCUUUUACUUUCCACCAUGAGAGCUUUGGACAACUUAGGACUGGAUGUUCAACAAGCCGUGAUCAGCUGUUUCAACGGUUUUGCUUUGGAUGUUUUCCGCGCUGAGCAAUGCCAAGAAGGGCACGACGUGAUGCCUGAAGAAAUCAAAGCAGUGCUUUUAGACACAGCUGGUUACGCGGGUUUGAUUUGAAGGAAGCAUCUGUGUGAAACAGAGCUUAUAUCUAAGCCUCGUCAGCAAUCUCCUUGCUUAGUUAGUUUUAUCGGUUUAAGUCAUGUAUUCCAGAUGAUAAAUGUGUUUAAUUUUAGCUUUUGAGUAACAUGUGUUUGGGUGCUUAACUUCAACCCUUUAAUGUCUUCAUUGUUUGUUUAAACUGUGUUCAAGAAUUGCAUAAACAAGCAAAGAUGAACUCCUCACAAACCAAUGCUCUGUUUCUUAGAUUGUGAACAUACUGUUAACGUGUUUAGACCAACUUAUAUUAUUAUUAACUCA